Molecule: messenger RNA, 2673 nt
Organism: Pseudomyrmex gracilis
Lineage: Eukaryota; Metazoa; Arthropoda; Insecta; Hymenoptera; Formicidae
Product: dynein regulatory complex protein 1
Exons: 10
Coding region: 220-2631 (803 amino acids)
Biological process (GO): regulation of cilium movement; axonemal dynein complex assembly; cilium-dependent cell motility
Cellular component (GO): axonemal dynein complex; axoneme
Source: RefSeq, a predicted model, not a curated record
AUGCACGUGUUUGUGUAUCUCAUAUAUAUUAUACGUAAAAAACCUCGGUGCAGCAAUUGAAACUCUUUACACAUAUUCAGUUCACUUCGUUUUCAAUAUAUGUUUCAUAUUGCUGUGUAUAAACAUAAAAAACUCUUCUGAAUUUUACCCGAGUUAUUUGGCGUUUCGCGUAUAUUUGCAAAGUUCGCAACACAAAGAGCAUUCGCAGAGAGAGAAUGAAUGAUGAAUGACAAAUAUUCGGAGUUUACGGAAGAUGCGGAACCAUCAAUUACAUCGUCGGAUCCAAACGAGCGGAAAUUAGCGCGACGACUUCGUAUUCAACGACGUCUAGACACGUUGACUAAAAAGGCAGGCCCUGAAGAUGAAAAAGUUAACGAGAAAACGCUUACUGAAAAGCAAAUACUUGCUAGUUGCAAACUAUUGGAGAAUUUAUCAAUAGAGGCUGACGAAGUGGUAACUUCCGUGAGAGUCGCAAACGAUUUUAGAGAAUUACAGCGACGGAAGGAACAGCAAGAGAUCAGACAAUCAUUGUUGAGAAUGCUCGAGGAAAAUGAUGAAGAAUGCAUGAAGAGAUACAAAGAGAUCAACGAAAAGUGGUCGGGCAUUCUCGUAUCGAAAGAUCCGCUAGAUAUACACGCGGCAAUGGAAGCUCAAAAUGUCAAGUGUUUAGAGAUUAUGGCAAAGAAAGACGCUGUCAUUGCGGAAUUGCAAAAAGAAAUAGAAAAUGCUGAUUUAAAAUUUGUUAACGAUCAGGCCACUCAAAAUGAAGACAUAGAUAUAUUGAUCGAUAGAAUAGACAAACAAAUGAAUGCUAUGGUCAAAGCAUAUCGUCACGAAUUGUCGCUUAUUAAUAAUGUAAUCGAAUCCGAACGAAAAACACUGGUGGAAACUAUCGUGGAAAAAUGGGAAGCGUUGUAUAAAAAGUUUCACGAAAACAGUCUUACGGGUUUAGAUAAACGGAAAGAGAUAAUGCGCGAAUACGAAGAAGAAAUGAAGAAGGUCGUAAUCGAGCAUCAAGAAGAAUUUCGAACUCAAAAAAUCAGUUUGGAGCUUGAAAUUCAGAAGCUUCAGCAAGAAGUGCAAAAUACGAAAGCGUUAUGCUUCAUGAACAUCGAGAAACUUGAUUACAGCUACACCGUGCUCAAACGACGAGAAGACGAAAAUACUAUAGUAAAAAAUCAACAAAAGAGAAGGAUUAACAAACUUCAAGACGUUGUCAACGCUCUGAGGAAAAAUUAUGCCGAGCUCGAAGAAAAUACGCGACUUGAGAUACAAAAGCUCACCGACCAAGUUCUAAAAGCGCACAAAAGUAUUUUGGAUCUAGUAGAAAAGUCAAAUCGUUUUACAAAUAUUAAUGAUAAUAAAUACAUGCAGAUAUGGGAUAUAAACGCAAAAGCCGCGAACGAGCUGCUCGAUAAGGUAUGCGAAAGAUACUUUUUGAACGACAUCGAUAUAAAGAAAAUAACGUUUUAUCUUCUUCAGAUUUUAAGCGCCGACAAGAUCAUAUACGAACAAGCGUUAGGUAUCGAGUGGACUCCGCCUGAAGAAAUCUUACUGAAGAAGGAAGACCUGCCGUCUUAUCGUAGCGUAAUGCACGCUAUAGAAGAAGAAAACAGAUUGGCUACGGAGAAAAGAACACUGUGCAAAUCUUAUACGCCGGCAAAUACUAUCGAAGAAAUCAAUUUAGAAAGACGUCUAUUAAAUCACAUUAUAAAACACAUUGCCGAUUGUUGUGAUUAUUUAAUUGAAGACAGAUUGCUCAGCUUAAUUCUGCCUUAUACGGCAAAUGAUCAAUUAGUUAUACGUCUAGAUAAUGUGUUUCAGGCAUUGCACAUUAAAUCCGAAGAGGAACUCGGCUUUCUUCUGAAUUUCUUUCUGCCAUACGCGUAUUGUCCAACAUGUAGCAAAGACAGCGAUGACACGAGCAAGAGUACAAGCAGGUCUACCUGCAAAGAAGAGACUAAAACUUCUCCAAAAACGGAUGAAGAGUCAGAUGUCUGUGAAGUUUCUGUGGAAGAAUUCACGGAAGAAGAAGCUAAAUUAAUUAACGCUGUGAAAGACGCAAUCUGUGAAGAAAGAUCAUCUACUCCUAGCGACGAUGUAAACAUGAAUUCAUCUCCAAGUUCUUCAAACGAAACGUUACUUCCUAUUGCAGAAUGCAGUUCCAAUUCUUUUGCAUCUAUCAGUGAUAUUGUUAAAGAUGACGAUCAAAUGCAACGACGCUUAUUAUGCGAUCAAGGACAUUUGCUUGAAAUUGAAGCCACAUUUGUUACUCGAGUUUUACGAGAAUUUGUGGAAAGAUAUCAUUUUGUUAAAGAAGAGACACCUCAAACCUUUCAAGAGAAAGUGACAGAAAAAAAAGCGGUAGUAUCCCGAAACAUGACAAUUGAGGAUGUCACAAAUUUUUGGAAACGAUACACUGAAAUCUUUCCGUCGGAAAAGGAACGGCUCUGGGACGGAUUACUAAUUGGGCUUAAAAAAUAUCAUGAAAUAUUAAAAGAGCGACAUCAUUUGAACAUUGAAAUACAAUCGUUACAAAGGCAAAAUGCGGAAUUACGACGUUUAUUGAAAACAUAUAUAAUUCAGCCUGAAUGUGACGGAUUAUCACAACUUAAUGGAGUUUGUUUGUAAAUCAAACGAGUAGUCUACAUUUUUACAUGAUCAGUACAGUAC